GUGGGCUAGUAGCUGGAGUCUCUGGGAUUGCUUGUAACUCACAACCUGGCGUAUCUCUGCUCCAGCUCCUGGGAACAGCCUCUGCUUGGUGAUAAGCAACAGCUGUGCAAAGGACCAAUUCUUGUGGGGGCUUUGUUUCUCUGUAAAAACACUUGUGGUUUUAUCAGAAUUUCUUCCCCAUCUUUAGGAAUGAAUUUUUGAAUAGUACAGAAUCUUGCAUGUCCCACCUCUUCAGUCAUCACCCAUCAUCGCUUGCCUGGACUAGUGGGGCUCCCACCCUCACCACACACACCCCAGUCUGUUCACCCCACAGCAGCCAGAGGGUGCCUGUGAACACCUUAGUCAUGUCCUGUCCAUCCUCUGUUCAGAACCCUCUGUGGCUCCCACCUCACUCAGAGCAAAAAUUCAGUGUCCUCCCCAUGGCACAUAAGCCCUGCUCUCCUAUCCCUCCUUGUCCUCAUCACCCUCCCCCCGACUUUUUCCCUUGUUCACCCUGUUCUAGCCACACUAGCCUCCUCCAUGUUUUCCAAACACACCAGGUAUGGUCCUGCCUCAGGGCCUUUGCACUUGCUGUUUUCGCUGCCUGGAACAUCUUUCCCCAGAUAUCCUCAUGGCUCCUUCCUCACCUGCUGCAGAGUUGUGCUUACUGGACCUCAAGACCCUCUUCCAAAGCCCAGAGGAAGGCUGGCAGCUGUACACAUCGGCCCAGGCUCCGGAUGGAAAAUGCAUCUGCACGGCCGUGAUCCCUGCGCAGAGCACCUGCUCCCGCGAUGGCCGGAGCCAGGAGCUGCGGCAGCUGAUGGAGAAGGUUCAGAACGUCUCCCAGUCCAUGGAGGUCCUUGAGUUGCGGACGUACCGUGACCUCCAGUACGUGCGCAGCAUGGAGACCCUCAUGCGGAGCCUGGAUGCUCGGCUCCGGGUGGCCGACGGGUCCCUCUCGGCCAAGAGUUUCCAGGAGCUGAAGGACAGGAUGACGGAGCUGUUACCCCUGAGCUCGGUUCUGGAGCAGUACAAGGCAGACACGCGGACCAUCGUGCGCCUGCGGGAGGAGGUGAGGAAUCUCUCCGGCAGCCUUGCAGCCAUCCAGGAGGAGAUGGGUGCCUACGGGUAUGAGGACCUGCAGCAGCGGGUGAUGGCUCUGGAGGCCCGGCUCCACGCCUGCGCCCAGAAGCUGGGCUGUGGGAAGCUGACUGGGGUCAGUAACCCCAUCACCAUUCGGGCCAUGGGGUCCCGCUUCGGCUCCUGGAUGACCGACACGAUGGCCCCAAGUACGGACAGCCGGGUCUGGUAUAUGGAUGGAUAUUACAAGGGCCGGCGGGUCCUGGAGUUCCGCACCCUGGGAGACUUCAUCAAAGGCCAGAACUUUAUCCAGCACCUGCUGCCCCAGCCGUGGGCGGGCACGGGCCACGUGGUGUACAACGGCUCCCUGUUCUACAACAAGUACCAGAGCAACGUGGUGGUCAAGUACCACUUCCGCUCGCGGUCCGUGCUGGUGCAGCGGAGCCUCCCGGGGGCCGGCUACAACAACACCUUCCCCUACUCCUGGGGCGGCUUCUCGGACAUGGACUUCAUGGUGGACGAGAGCGGGCUCUGGGCCGUGUACACCACCAACCAGAACGCGGGCAACAUCGUGGUCAGCCGGCUGGACCCGCACACCCUCGAGGUCCUGCGCUCCUGGGACACCGGCUACCCCAAGCGCAGCGCCGGCGAGGCCUUCAUGAUCUGCGGCGUGCUCUACGUGACCAACUCGCACCUGGCCGGGGCCAAGGUCUACUUCGCCUACUUCACCAACACGUCCAGCUACGAGUACACGGACGUGCCCUUCCACAACCAGUACUCCCACAUCUCCAUGCUGGAUUACAACCCCCGGGAGCGGGCCCUCUACACCUGGAACAACGGCCACCAGGUGCUCUACAACGUCACCCUCUUCCACGUCAUCAGCACCGCCGGGGACCCCUAGGGGCUGCCGUGGCCCAGGCUGCCUGCCACAUGAGGGCCGCCGGGGGCCCUUUCUACUCUGCCUGUGUCCCUUCGAGUUUCUCUUUCCGUCUGUGGUGCCCUCUCUCUCCCUCCUCGCUCCUCCUGUACUAUUUUUUUCUCUCCUCCUUUGUGCCGAGCUUUCGUUCUCUGCCUCUGUAUUUCUAUCAGUGCAUUUUCUCAACUCCUUUACUGAGCUCUGAUUUUGAUACUUCACUCUGUCCUUCUGCCUUUUUAUUGUCCCUCUGCCUCCUUCUUUUUAUUGAUCUGACUCUCCAGCUCUCUGUCCCUCUCUCUGCCUGUCUCUCUUCCCUCUCUCCCCUCUUUGCAUCCCACCCAGUCCCUCUCCUCCUCGCUCCACGUCUCCUCCUGCCCACCCAAGGAGUUGAGUGCAUGAAUCUUACUUUCUUUUUUAUUUCCACUUUUUCUCUCCGGGGGGCCGGAAUAAAUGGGACCUUUGACAUUUGA
Molecule: messenger RNA, 2445 nt
Organism: Camelus dromedarius (Arabian camel)
Lineage: Eukaryota; Metazoa; Chordata; Mammalia; Artiodactyla; Camelidae
Gene: OLFM2
Product: olfactomedin 2
Exons: 6
Coding region: 542-1960 (472 amino acids)
Biological process (GO): signal transduction
Source: RefSeq, a predicted model, not a curated record